AUGCGUCUGGACAUUACUCUUCUCUACGCCCUGGCGGCCUCCCCACUUGCAACCGCAGCCAAAUGGAACAGCAAGGCUGCUUCAGCCGGAUAUCAAUAUGGCGCCGUCGCCUGUGCGGCAGGAGCCCUUGUUUGCAAUGCUAAUGGCAUCAAAAUUGGAGCCUGGGCACUCGGAACUGUUGGAUUCUGCUGCAGUACCGCCACGGCGACCGUCACUGCUUCUGAGUCCAAGGGGUUCCAAGCAGCCUGGAAGAAAGGGGCCGAGAAACUCGGCGCCGCCGCGCAAGUGACCAAAGAUGGAGCUUCGAAAGUGGGAAAUUUCGUUACAGAAUGCGCCAAUGGUGUGUGCAAAAUGGUCACCAAAAAGAAGAAGGGGCCCGUCCUUCCGAGAAGCCCAAGGAACAGACGCGGACUGAAGAGGUACCCGACAAGGUCGACCAACGAACGCCGAGCGGCAAGAAUGGCAAGGCGAAGAGUGGCAUACGAGUAG
Molecule: messenger RNA, 489 nt
Organism: Clonostachys byssicola
Lineage: Eukaryota; Fungi; Ascomycota; Sordariomycetes; Hypocreales; Bionectriaceae
Source: the annotation of a GenBank genome assembly